GGAAGUGAAGUGGACGGUACAGUAGUCUUCAAGCAAGCCAAAUAGAGUAGUGGGUUACUAGCUUUUUGUAAAGCCUACAGGGUUCAGAAGAUAUCUGACACAUGGCGCAAAUUUGCCUCUGAAGUGGACCUAGCAUUUUGUACUUGUCACAAAGUGGCUGUCAACUUGCAAACCUAGCUGGUUAGCUGGAUGGCUAGUGAUAAUGAACUGUUGUGCUUUGUCGGACAAUCAGCUAGUGUUACUCUGGCUAAUGCUCAUUUAGCCAUCUUGCUGUCACUGACAUCACUCCGUGCGCUGACGACAUGACAUGUCUGCAUAACUUUUUGUCUGCUGGGCAUUUAUUUGCCACACAUAUUUCAUUAUGGACAGCGAACGCAGCAAUUGCAGGCCCCAGGUUGGAGACAAUAGCAAGCUAACCUAGCUAGCAAGCUAUCGUGGCUGCUAAGCUUGCUAAAAGCUGUCUUGACUGGUGCGUGUCUGGAGCCGCACUGAAAACGUCGAGGUGCCUGCACCAUGGAUCAGAUGGAUAUGACAGACCAAAUCACAGCAGCUUGUAGCCAGCCAUUGUUCCACGACCAAGACCUGACUGCGAUCGAUCAAGACUCAGUCCCCCAGCAGCAACGCAUUGACAUCAUGUCAUCACAAUCCAAAUGGGUGAGCAGAAGCACUGAAGACACUGACCUGAUCAUAACUGAGGAUGGGCUCAGUAAUGGCACCUGUGAAGUUGAGACUAUGGUAGCAUUACACUGUCUUGGUGACAGUGGAGAUGUUACUGGUGAGGGUGACCACCUUGCACUAAGCAAUGAUGGCAUGUCAGAGUUUUCUAACAGUGACCUCUCGCUGCCUGAGGUCUGCAUUUCCACCAACAGCAACAGCUUUGAGGAGGACAUGAACUAUGAGGUCCAGCAAGCUUACAGGAUAUUCACUGGCUUUCUCUUGGACAAGCACAAAGGGAUCACCAGCCCGUUCCUUCAUCCCAUCGGACACCAGGAGGCUCAGCAUGGAAUAGGAGGGGUCCGAGGCCGGGGCCAGGCACAGCUCAGGCAGUCGAUGUGCUUGCGGAGGAUGGAGGAGAAGUUUAUCAACCAAGAGUAUGAGACCAUAACGGCGUUUGUUGCAGACUUCAGGUUGAUGUUGGAGAACUGUUAUCGCUACCAUGGGGUAGACCACUGGGUCUCCAAACAGGCUCAAAAGCUGGAAAUCAUGCUGGAGCAGAAGCUUACAUUGCUGUCCAGAACGCUGCGAGAGAAGACAACUUUAGCAGUUACUUCUAAAGGACGUUUUGGUGCAGAGGAAGAACGGGUUUCAGGGGGCACUUCCACAAGGAGGAGGCUGGUACCUCGUAGCCUGGCUACCAUCACUGUUGGUGGGCAUGAAUCGGUCAUGGUCCAAGCCCUACGUCUGGAAGAACAACAGAGGGCCAAGGAGGAGAAGAGGCAACGUGAGCUUGAGAAGAAAGAGGCAGAGGAAAUGUCAGCCAAAGAGGUGGAAGAGUGGGAGCAGACUUUGCUGUCACAGGCUUCCCCCCACACCGUGGACACACUUUGGGAACUCCCUGCUAUAGGGCACUUCCUCUGUCUGGCUCAGACUGCGCUUAACCUCCCAGAGAUUGUAUUUUUCGAUCUAGAGCGUUGUUUGCUGAUGCCCCGCUGCAGCCUCCUCCUGUCCAAAAUCAUGUCUUCCCUUCUGUCCCAACCCCAGCGGAGGGCCACUUUGAACCGCCAGCCUGCCCUGCCUUAUCGCCGCUGGGAGUCAGAACUCAGGCAGCGGGUCAUGGGCUGGUAUCGAGCUGUUGGUGCCUCUCAUGAUCAGCCACGUCGGGCUGAACAGCUGGGACUCUCCCACCAGUUUUUCACUACUCUCGGGGAGGUGAGUCCUUUGGAAGAGAAACCCUUUCACUUGCUGCCCUUCUACCAGCGAGUGUGGCUCCUGAAAGGGCUGUGUGAUAAUGUGUAUGAAACACAGAAAUAUGUGCAGGAUGCUCUCCUGGCCCAGCCCAUCCAUGAAUGUAGGGAGUCUAUUUUGGGCUAUGACAGCAGGGAGAACGCCUACAUACAUUUCCCACAUUUCUGUGGGGCAGACCUGAGAAUUUACAGCCAGAGCCCCAGCACACCCCCAGUUUUUCCCUUCCCUUCUGUAUGGGUCAAAAGGGUUGAUACAGUGGCAGGGACAGAGGGUGAAGAGUCAGAUGGAAUGAAGGAAGAACGUGUUACAAGUGACAGGGGGUGUUAUGGAGGCUCAAUGGACACAGGAGAGUCAGAUGAUUUUGAAAAGGGGAAAGCAGAGACACUUGGGGCUUUUAAAGGGGAAAAUGGGGAGGGAGACAAAGAUAAAAAAAUGUUUAAAUCUUGGACACUGAAGAAGGAGGAGGGGUCUGAAUCAGGGUCCUCUGAUGAAGACUCCUGUGAAGACUCUAAAUUGGACUUAAAAAUACACACUAAGUCCUUAUCCCUGUCACACACUAGUCCUAUUGGAGGAAGUGUGGAAAUGAAGUUGAAGGAAGAGACUGUAGAGUUGCAGCAUCAAUCCAAGCGACUCAAAUUAAAACACGUGCAGCGCUUCUCAUUGGGCUCAAUGCGCACCAUUAAAGCAGAGACACAGGAGCCCUGUCUGAGUGUAGGGGAGCACAGCUACACAGGCAGGUCACCUGCUCGCUUGAAUGUGGCCUCCCCAACGAAACCAAUCAAAAUCGAGGGAGUAAGUCCCAGUCAGGGACACCAAAGGUCUUCCUGUUUGGAUUGUUGUGAAAGCAAAACUAAUACUGUGAAAUCUGAGGAGCAUGACUGCUGCUGUGGCGCAUCAGGGCUACAGACACAGUUGUCUUCUGAGAGUUCUCAAAACACAAGUGACGAGAGGAUGAAUGACAAAAUCUGGACAAAAAAAAAAAAGCGGAAGAAAAAGCGAGUGAGGGAACAGCUGCAGAGGGUGAAAGGAGAGCACAAGCAGCUGCAGCACGUGGACAGGAUGAGACUGUCCCCAGCUGAGACUACCAAGUCUGCAGUGCGGAGAGUUGCCACAACCAUCAAGAGAAAAGACAAGAAGAAAAGGCAUAAAGCAGGAAAAAAACUUGAUACGUCAAAGAAAAUUAAAGAUGAACCUUCAGUUGAACCAUCAUUUAAGUUGGUAUGUACCAGUCUUGAUGAGUUGCGAGACCUGAUCAGUAAGACCGAAGAUGAGCUUGAUGACCUAGAGAGCACCAAAAAGAGAUUGGGUCGGUGGUACUAUAGGAGAGAAGCAGUGAAAGACCUCCACAGCACUCUAAUCAGACUACUUAAUGAGCUUUCACCCUGGGAACCCAAACUUGUUAAGGCCUACCAAAGGAACAGGCUUCGUCUGAAGAAGGAAUUUGAGGACUUCAAGAAGCAUCCAGAAUACAAUAACUUUACGCGUGAGGAAUGUAUUUCAUCUUCAUCAUCAGACGAUGAUGAUGAGGAAGAGAGGGGUUUUGGGAAGGAGAUGUGUUCAUUCUCAGACCAUUAUCGAAGGUCAGAAGACGAAGACCUGGAGCAUAUGGUCCCCAGAGGUCUUUGGAGUGGAGCAAACACCAGGGAGUUUAUGGCUGAGGCAACUGGAGAAAGAACGGUGACCUACGUACCUCCGAACCACCUAAAACACUCUUUGGUCAACACAGAGAAGCAAAUCAGUCUGCUGACAAGAAGUCAAACUGGCAGCAGUAACAUUGCUUCAACCCUUGACUCUGGGCUUCAGUCUAGAUCUGAACUGAAACCAUCAAAUCAAUCCAGCGAUUCAAACUCAGCAUGGGCAGCAAGGGUGCCAGCCCAGGCUUCACUGUCACCCAGAACCCCCAUCCUCCAUCCCACCACUGGACUACCUAAGGGCUACACGCCCAUCCCCACCCUGCUGGCUAAGAGUGUGGGAAACAAAGUGACCUUAAUGAAACGGCCUGCUGAUUUUACAGGGAUCAAUAAUGUAGAUAGACAGAGCAAAGGGUCUUUGGUCUCCCUGCCUACCUCUGCAGUGACUACCACAAAACUUUUAAAAGCACAAAGUUCUCCAUCAAGUUCCCAGCAGAACUCGCAACAAAUGCAGGCACAAGGACUACAACAGACUGAAGUACUAAGACAGCCAGGAAUGGCUACAGUGACGGCAGCUCCUAAAUCACCACAGGCAAAACCAAUCCAGACUGUACCAAAAAAUCCUGUCCAAGUGGUGUACAAAGUACCUGAAAGGCUGGGUCACCUUGUAAGAAAAGACAACAGCAGCCCAGUCAAGAUCUCUGUUCAUCCUGUCGUGGACCAGAACACUGGGGAGAAGAUCAUGCAGCAAUUGGUCAUUUUGCCUUCUAACCUUCUCGUUCACAAAACUGAAGAUAAGGGGUCUUCUUUAAAUCAACAACAGUCUAAGGGAAUUCAGGUCCCAGUCUCUAAAGUGGCCAGCCCCUUCUGUAUGUCCACCAAUGUGCCUGGGUUCACCAUUCCCGAAAACAGAAUCCCUGUUCAGCAAGUGGCUCCCCUGAAAGAUACCAGGAUAGCUAUAACUCCUUCUCCUUCUGUCUACCCUCGCCUGCAACAGGGAACCCUAAACACUGCAGGGCUCAAGGGGGCACCAGUUGGCUGUCCCCAAGCUAGCACACCGCAAGGUGUCAUGCCAAACCCCUCACCAACAAAUCCUUCUAGUGCAAUUUCUACUGAACCUUUUAAAUCUACAGACCCUAAACAGGAGCUUAAGACGGUGUGUAUCCGUGACUCACAGUCAAUCCUGGUAACAACUAGAGGAGGCAACACAGGCAUCGUCAAAGUCCAGGCAUCGUCAGACCAUAAUGCACUUGGCUCUUUGCCCACUAGUCCAGUCAUCACAAUCUCGCCUCAGUUUAAAGCCUUCCUUGUGUCCAAGACGUCACAGACUCUUUCUGCUCCGUCUGCUCCCUCUCAGACUUCCCCUUGCACCAUCCCAGCAGUGACAAGUAUCUCAGUGGCCCAACCUCAGAAGCAUGUUCCUUCAGUAUUGAAGUCCCCUUCCACUGUCUCAACUCCAAUGCUUGCCACUGGUAGCAACACCUCAACUGGUUCUGCAGUUGCAACAAAGAUUGGCCAGCUAGCGCAGACCCCUGCUGCUGGUUCUCAUUUUCAAAGUCCAUUAGUAAAAAACACUGUUGUUGUCCCAUCACUUAAUAGUUCUGGUGUUUCUCAAGUUCUCACAAAAGCAGAGUUCAUCAGCAAGACUGGUGUGAAGCGGGCCAGUACAGAUGAGAGAUCCCAAGUCACAAAAUUCAUCCUAGUUACUCCCUCUUCUUCCUCUGCCUCAAAUGUGGCCUUGUCAAAAGGUACACCCACUUACACAAAAUCACUUCCCAGUUCAAGAGUAAUGUUUGUCAGCCAGCCCACAGCAACAUCAACCUCCACCUCAGAGGGAAGCAUUCCAAAGCAGGCAAUAGCAACAGUUGCUACUGGACAGCUGCUAACCACGUCAUUAUCAAGUCAGACUCUUAAAAUGGGAUUAAGCCCAGGCCAACCUGUUGUCAACUCCGAAGCAUUGUCCAAGGUCAAGAACAUCACUCUGCCUUCAGGGGUUCAAAUCCAGUUGUCAGGGAAGACGACAACCAUAGGACAGACCAUAGGUGUCCUCUCACGUUCUCCUUCCAAGAUCACACCAGUAUCUGUCCAAGAUACAGGCCGUCCAACAGCCACCACCACUGGACUGGUCCCGGUUACAAGUUCAAAUACCACCAUAAGCUCUGCUGCCCAGCUUGCUUCUCAUGCUUCUCUGACCACUAGCUCUCAGCUCCAGGGUAUCCCUUCCUUCACCAUGAUGUCCCAACAAAACUCUUCAACAUGCACAUCUACUGCUGGUACUCUGCCUGCAGGAAAUGUAAUCAAGAAGGACUUUAAUAUGCCUGCAAGUAUGCUCUCCAGCAACUCUCCUGCUCAGGUAACUACUACUGUGCAGAGUAGCCCAGCCCAAUUCUCCACACCUUGUUCCACCGCUCUUGUUCGUCAGCCUUCAAAUGUCCAAAGUGGCAUUGGUGAGGAAACCACUUCCACCUUAUCUUCCUCUCAGCUUGCUCUUAAUAAAACUCAAACGGCCAUCUCCUCUGCAACAACCACCAAUACCCCAUUCACCCCCUCUGUUACCGGCACAAUCCAGCAGAGGAUAGUCAUCAACACCUCUACGCCUCUUGCUGCUGGCACACAGAUCCUCCUUAACAAUGCACGUUUUGUAGUCCCUCCCCAGGGUCUGGGUCCAGGCAGCCAUGUCCUUAUCAUCUCAAGCCCUGCACCACAACAAGUGCCUACAACCAGUGUUACAAGCACUGGAGCAUCAGUACCUCCCCAAGGGGCAAGUCAUGUCUCUGUAGCCCCCCGAGCACCAGUUUUACCCCAAUCCCCAGCUAGGCUGCCUGGUGUGCCAGCUUUAAGAUCUCCUUUUGUAGCAUCUACACCUGCUGUUGGUCCAUCAUUGCUAGCAACCACUCCAAAUGUCAUGCCAGUCCGACUAACAGGAACGUCUGGCCUGGGCUCAACGUGGUUACCCAGUAAAACAAAUGUAGUGUCUGCUCUGCCUAGGUUGCCAGCUUCGCAGGCUGGUAACUUUGCAUCACCACCUGUAGGUACACCCACUCUGGUCUCAUCCCCGCCAAGGCUAAGCAGUGUACCAGUCCCAUUUUCCCCGGUGGUAACCAGUGCCCCUGCUCUCAGCUCGGCGCUGAGUAAAAUCAUUUUAGCUGCUGGGACACCCACGUCAGCUGAAUGUACAUCCACCAUUUCUCCUGCAGUAGCGCCCCCCAUGUCCAGACUGUCAGCCCCUCUAUCAUCCUUGCCUGUUUUCUCUCAUUCAUCAGCUGUUACCCUACCCAGCCCUGUCAAACCAGUUCUCGCACCCCUGUUGUCAGCUGCAGCUCCCGUGGUAGCAGGCACACCAGUUUUGCAUUCUUCUCUUCCUGCCCAGCAUGUGGUUUCAGUGACAAGCCCAGGCCCAGGCAUACAGCCCCAGCAGACAACAGCUGCAAUUGCAGCUACCUCCACUACUCCAUCACAGGCUUUACUGCAUAUGGGACUAGGCAGCACAUCAGCAGUCAUACAACCAGUGCUUGCUGGCACACGGACACAGGUAUUACCAACAGUGGCUGUCCCACCAAUUGUGAGUGUAUUGUCUAGGACGCAGACACUGCCCAUUGCUACAGUCCCACCAAUCGGAAGCACUUUCAACACCUUCGAUACAGCACCUGUGGUCACAGCGUCUUCAUCCAGCAGCACAGCAAUAAACGCUCCAGCUCAACCAAUCACAUCACUGAAGACAAACAACGCCAUCCACCCACCUGUCGUUAUGACCAAUCCAGCACUUGGAAUGCACUCUCUGCAGACCUCAUCUUUAGGUCUGCAUACCAAUGUAGCAUCCAAGCUACUAAUUAGUCCCGAUGGCACUGUUUUGAAUACAGUUCAGUGCCAGGUCAAUCCAAUUGAGCUGACUGCCUGCCCCAAACCACUGGAUGCACUAGUGGUUUCCCCCAACAGUUCCACUGGAGCACUACACACACAUGAUUCCUCUUUACAGCCUUCACAGGCAGACAGAAAGUGAACCAAUCAGCUGAGACUGUGUCAGCUAUGUGAGGACUCAAACACCACUUUUCAGCAGCUUUGUUUUACCAGGGCUCAUAUCCAUUGCUUGUAGUAAUCCUGGGGUUAGUUAAAGAACUGCUUUCCAGCUGUAGUUUGACUCAUAACUUACAUUUAGGAUAAACUAGGAUAUAUCCUUUGUUAGAUCAUCUUAUACUGUAGGUUAACUGUAUGCUUAAUCAGACAUACUGGAAAUGUAUACUGUGAUGGGUUUCUCAAGUGAAAACUGGCGAGGUUACCCUCAGAUGAAUGUUAUAGACUCUUGACUUUCCUUUUUUUGUUUACUUUAUGGCCAGUAAUAACAACGGUUAUAACAAAGCAGUAGAAUGGAAUAAAAUUAAUUUCAACUCAAGCUUUUGUAAUAUUUUUCAAAAGAUUUUAGAUACUGCUUCAAAAGGCAUUGGGAUACUAUUCAUAGGUACAACUUGCUCUACUUUGUCAGUUUGAACAAUACAACUGUCUGUAUUCAGAUUCUGUUAUGUCAUCCUUUUUUGAACUAGUAACUUUGAAAACUACAUAUUACUUUUUAGAAAUAUAAAUAAACUAAUAGAUGAAUUUGUACUACAUGUUUGAGCCCAUAUAAAAUGUUUUGAAGUCACAUUUAUUUAUUUUUACCAUAUAGAUUUUUCAAAAAUAUUU
Messenger RNA from Centropristis striata (black sea bass), 8213 nucleotides. RefSeq lists its product as uncharacterized. The record is from RefSeq and is a predicted model, not a curated record. Lineage: Eukaryota; Metazoa; Chordata; Actinopteri; Perciformes; Serranidae. The transcript is spliced from 10 exons. The coding region runs from base 514 to 7536 and encodes 2340 amino acids. Gene Ontology annotation, molecular function: protein binding.